AUGCGUCAAUCACUGCGGAUAUUGAACCUGGAGGUGUCACCCCUUCAGGGCUCCAGAACCCUUUACGUUUGUUCGAUCUGUAGACAGGACGUGCGGCCGCGCCCCGUCCUUGUCCGUCAAUUCCUGCGAAAUGCCUCGAACGCAACACCGCUCACCGAACGAGUGCGCCGCAAGAUUUGGGGAACGGACAAUCCGCCAGGCUUGAAAGAUCCAUAUGGAGGCGAAGGUGUUCUUGAGCGGAAAUGGAAGAAGCAGCCUGGACAACAAGAGGAAGAACCGGCUCGCGCGUCCACUGAAGCUCUGGAAACCCAGAGCGAGGAUGCCUUAUCUGAUACCUACGAGCCUGCAACGACAUGGGAGGGUCUUCCUCGUGUUGGUCACCUAGGGAAGUGGUCAGACCUUCCCCCUACGGAAGCUGAUGCGUUCAAUCCCUUCAUGCUCAAGAAGAAACUGACCAAGGAGGGCCACCUUCAUUUGGCCGCUCACCAAGCCGCAGUCGAAAUCUGCCUGAUGCAUGCGCUGAAGAAGCCGCUCACGAAGAUCUGCGACGUCGUGGAACAUGAAAAGCCCGUUUUCAAACUGAUCUGGAAGUGCAAGAUCGAGCCGAAUGCAGAGAGUCAAUGGGGCCAAUCUUUGGUCUAUCCGGACGACGAAUCGAAGGAUGUUCUCGUUUACAUCUUCGAGCAGAUUGGUGGAGGAGCCGAUACGACUGCAGCACCAACCGAGGAAGAAGUGCAAGAGGACGCUGAGACAGAGGAACAUGAGGAACCCGUCGAAGACUCGAUAUCGCAGGCCCCCACCCCUCCAUUCUUCGGUUACCGUAGUGUGCAGGAUAAGGGAUUCCUCUCCCUGUCAUUGAACGAUCCAGAAACUAAGUUUGCUUUCCUGAAGAGACUGUCUCAGUUGAGCGGUCACUAUUUCCCUGAUCCUGUCAUGCAUUCGAUCUCCACUGUCAAGCAGGCCGUGGAAUACCUUGAGGGAGUCGUCAAUCCGAAGCCCACCAAGUUGGCCGAUCAAUUGGUCAACAACCCCGAGCUUCAGCACCUGCCUAACGUCAAGCUCUUUACCAAGCGACAGACAGCUUUGCACAAGGAUGAGGAAUUGGGUCGGAAAAAGAUCAUUGAAUCUGAACUUCGUGCAAGAGGCCUUAUUGAAUAA
Aspergillus lentulus is the source of this 1158-nucleotide messenger RNA. RefSeq names its product mitochondrial 54S ribosomal mL50 protein. The record is from RefSeq and is a predicted model, not a curated record. Gene Ontology annotation, cellular component: mitochondrion. Lineage: Eukaryota; Fungi; Ascomycota; Eurotiomycetes; Eurotiales; Aspergillaceae.